Molecule: messenger RNA, 372 nt
Organism: Drosophila eugracilis
Lineage: Eukaryota; Metazoa; Arthropoda; Insecta; Diptera; Drosophilidae
Exons: 2
Coding region: 1-372 (123 amino acids)
Source: RefSeq, a predicted model, not a curated record
AUGGCCACUGGUGGCUCGGCCCAGGGCUUCCAGAACCUGUUUGCUCAAACCACAAACUCGGCCAUAAGUUUGUUCGACAAUUUCGUAGCAGCCGUGAAGACAGAGUUUUACUCCUUGGUUCCCACUCAGGAAGGAUACCACUUCAAAUUAGAGGAGCCUAAUGGCAGCAAACGCGAGGAAAUCGGUAUGUUCCUCUAUCCCGGCACGGACAAACAGGAACUGGUGGUGAUGGGUUCCUACUCCACCUACGAUGAGAAGACCGACACGGAUUCCAUUACCAUGUAUACGGCCGAUAAGCAUGGUAACAGGGCCCGCUACGAAAUCAAGAAUCGCAGAUUGAGUGGCGUGGUUCACAAGACACUCGCUGGAUAA